This is a messenger RNA of Drosophila melanogaster (fruit fly), 1401 nucleotides long. RefSeq lists its product as uncharacterized. The transcript has 4 exons. Gene Ontology annotation, biological process: proteolysis. The record is from RefSeq and is marked reviewed. The coding region runs from base 88 to 1308 and encodes 406 amino acids. Gene Ontology annotation, cellular component: extracellular region. Lineage: Eukaryota; Metazoa; Arthropoda; Insecta; Diptera; Drosophilidae.
AGACUUAAGAUUGAAUAAGAAAUCAAUUCAGUUGAGUGUUUUCUUCAUUGCUCAGCGAACGUUGCGCUACUUUGAUAAAUUAAGAAUAUGAUAUUACUAAAUUGCCUAGUAAUAUGCCUGUGCAUAUUUUCCUGUGGUGCCCAGGACUCUUCCUUGGACAAAUUGAUAUCGGACAUCUUUAAAACGGACGAAACACCCAAACCAUCAUCCCCUCCCCCGCCAGUGGUGAACCCCAAGGAUUCGUCCGGUAGCACGGGAUCCGAAAACGGAGGAUCGAGUUCAACGCAGUACCAGUCCUGUGGCGAUCAAAAGGAGUGUGUUCCUCGCUGGUUGUGCGCCAAUGAUACGAUUAACACCAGUGGCGAUGGUAUCAUUGACAUUCGACUUGGUACGGACGCCGAAUGCAAGAACUAUUUGGAUCUUUGCUGUGAUCUGCCCAACAAGAGAAAAGAUCCGAUUUUCGAGUUUAAGCCUGAUCAUCCCGAGGGCUGCGGUUACCAAAAUCCCAACGGCGUUGGCUUUAAGAUCACUGGAGCUGUCAACCAGGAGGCCGAAUUCGGCGAAUUCCCCUGGAUGCUGGCCAUUCUCCGGGAAGAAGGCAACCUUAACCUGUACGAAUGUGGAGGAGCAUUGAUAGCUCCCAAUGUGGUUCUGACCGCGGCGCAUUGCGUUCACAACAAACAGCCCAGUAGCAUUGUUGUGAGAGCUGGCGAAUGGGAUACGCAAACGCAGACUGAGAUCAGAAGGCACGAAGACCGAUAUGUCAAGGAAAUAAUCUACCAUGAGCAGUUCAACAAGGGAUCGCUCUAUAACGAUGUGGCUGUCAUGCUGUUGGAAAGUCCAUUCACCCUCCAGGAGAACAUUCAGACCGUUUGCCUGCCCAAUGUGGGUGAUAAAUUCGAUUUCGAUCGCUGCUAUGCCACCGGCUGGGGCAAGAACAAGUUCGGCAAGGAUGGGGAAUAUCAGGUUAUCCUGAAGAAGGUCGACAUGCCCGUGGUGCCCGAGCAGCAGUGCGAGACGAAUCUGCGCGAAACUCGACUCGGCAGGCAUUUCAUUCUGCACGACAGCUUCAUUUGCGCCGGCGGUGAGAAGGACAAGGACACCUGCAAGGGUGAUGGUGGCUCCCCACUGGUGUGUCCAAUUGCUGGCCAGAAGAACCGCUUCAAGUCCGCCGGCAUUGUUGCCUGGGGCAUCGGAUGCGGCGAGGUGAACAUUCCCGGAGUGUACGCCAGCGUGGCCAAGCUUCGUCCGUGGAUCGACGCCAAGUUGAAGAUUUGGAGUAUUGACCCCAGGCACUAUACACCCUAAGAGCAAAAUUGUCACUUGAAUUUGUGGGUUUUAAUCUUCAUGCUUCACAAUGCUCUCACUUAAUAUAUGCCCAAUAUGUUAAUACUCAAAAUU